AUGGCGUCGAAGAAGACGCCGAAGGGCAAGUCCGGUUUCUUUGGCGUGAGGGCGAAGCCCUUCGAGAACUUCGAAGUGGAGUUCUCCGACGCCGUGCGGCGUUGGUGGCUCAACACGUAUCCCACCGCCGAUGAGGUCGCGUGUGCCUACGACGUGGCGGUAUGGCAUGCCGGAUGGCCGAAGACGGACCUCAACUUCCCAGAGGUCGAGUCCCAGGCGGCGGCGGAGUGGCUCGUGCCGCAGGGCAUCCGGAUGGAGGAGAUGCCGGCGAAGAAGGCCGAGCUGGAGCACUACUGGAAGUGCGACGUCGAGGCGAAAAAGAAGGGGGUGAAGAAGGAGGACGAGGCCGUCUCCUCGACUGUGAUCCCUAUCAAGUCGUCGGAUGAAGACUGGGGUGACUCCGAGCAGGAGGACGAGGGGUGCGAUGACCCGACCAAGGAUGAGUUCUGGGAGCAGUUCUGCAGCUCCGACGACGAGGAGUAG
Messenger RNA from Aegilops tauschii subsp. strangulata, 483 nucleotides. RefSeq lists its product as uncharacterized. The record is from RefSeq and is a predicted model, not a curated record. Gene Ontology annotation, molecular function: DNA-binding transcription factor activity; DNA binding. Gene Ontology annotation, biological process: regulation of DNA-templated transcription. Lineage: Eukaryota; Viridiplantae; Streptophyta; Magnoliopsida; Poales; Poaceae.